Plectropomus leopardus (leopard coralgrouper) is the source of this 1214-nucleotide messenger RNA. It is a transcript of the gene anxa4, whose product is annotated as annexin A4. Gene Ontology annotation, molecular function: phosphatidylserine binding; calcium-dependent phospholipid binding; calcium ion binding. The record is from RefSeq and is a predicted model, not a curated record. Gene Ontology annotation, cellular component: nucleus; cytoplasm; vesicle membrane. NCBI's taxonomy places the organism in Eukaryota, Metazoa, Chordata, Actinopteri, Perciformes, Serranidae.
CUCUCUUCGCUCGGAACCACUGGCCUUUGGGACAGCUUUCUGUGCUUCCAGUUUGGAAAUCCUCACUCCUUCUACAAUGGCAGCCAUUGGAAAUCGUGGAACAGUGACUGAGGCGGCUGGUUUUGACGCUGAGGCAGAUGCAAAGCGUCUUAGAGAAGCCAUGAAAGGAGCUGGCACCGAUGAGGCAGCCAUCAUCGAAGUCGUGGCGCACCGUACUAUUGCCCAGAGGCAGCGCAUCAAAGAGGCCUACAAACAGUCAGUGGGAAAGGACCUGGCUGAUGAUCUGUCCUCAGAGCUGAGUGGGAACUUCAGGAGUGUCGUUCUCGGUCUGCUGAUGCUGGCGCCUGUGUACGACGCCUACGAGCUGAAAUAUGCAAUGAAGGGGGCUGGAACAGAGGAGGCCUGUCUCAUCGAUGUCCUUGCCUCAAGGUCAAAUGCUGAAAUAAAAACCAUCAAUGCGUUUUACAAAAAAGAAUAUGGAAAAAACCUGGAGGACGCUGUCUGUGGAGACACAUCAGGAAUGUUUCAGAGGGUUUUGGUCUCCCUACUUACGGCUGGACGGGAUGAAAGCGACAAAGUGGACGAGGCCCAGGCUGUUAUAGAUGCCAAGGAAAUCUACGAGGCUGGUGAGGCUCGAUGGGGCACGGACGAGGUUAAAUUCCUUACUGUGCUUUGUGUGAGGAACCGAAACCAUCUGCUGCGAGUGUUUGAGGAGUAUCAGAAGAUCUCUGGAAGAGACAUCGAGGACAGCAUUAAGAGGGAGAUGUCUGGAUGUCUGGAGGACGUCUUUCUGGCCAUAGUGAAAUGCAUAAGGAACAAGCCAGCGUUCUUUGCAGAGCGAUUAUACAAAUCAAUGAAGGGGCUGGGCACUACAGAUAGUGUCCUCAUCAGAAUAAUGGUUGCGCGGGCGGAGAUUGACAUGUUGGACAUUAAAGCACAGUUCCUGAAGAUGUAUGGCAAGACUCUCUACUCCUUCAUCAAGGGAGACACAUCUGGUGACUACCGCAAAAUCCUCCUGGAGCUGUGCGGAGGCGAGUAAAAGAAACAUCACAACGACAUCCAGCUCUGUCUAAAUUCCACAUUAUGAGCGUUUAUUCUGUCGAUGGCUUCUUGUUUUUUUUCUAUUCUUUCAGUCUUCACAUUUCACUGAUUGAGUGCAGUGCCUUGUUUUACUGUUUGUACUGUAAUACUAAAACCAAAGACCAGUGACCUUU